Malurus melanocephalus (red-backed fairy wren) is the source of this 3891-nucleotide messenger RNA. Its product is annotated as 24-hydroxycholesterol 7-alpha-hydroxylase. Lineage: Eukaryota; Metazoa; Chordata; Aves; Passeriformes; Maluridae. The transcript is spliced from 12 exons. Gene Ontology annotation, biological process: bile acid biosynthetic process; cholesterol homeostasis. The record is from RefSeq and is a predicted model, not a curated record. Gene Ontology annotation, molecular function: iron ion binding; steroid hydroxylase activity; oxidoreductase activity, acting on paired donors, with incorporation or reduction of molecular oxygen. The coding region runs from base 222 to 1622 and encodes 466 amino acids.
UUCCCAGAACACAACAGAAUUGAUUCUGCCUUUUCCAGAGYGAGUGCUUGCGCUCUGCGCUGCUCAGUGCUUUUGACAUCCUGUCCCCAUGGCAGUGCUGAGCUGGCAGGGCGGAUCAGAGAGGCCCUGGUGAUGAACUCGGAGCYCGGCCAGCACGGCCAUGCCGGGGCUGCAGCAGGAGCAGCAGCUGCUGGGGCUGGGACAGGCGGCGAAGAGGCAAAAUGGAUCUCGCUCUGCUCUUGGCAGCGCUCCUGGGACUCCUUAUUGUCAAGGCUCUUUUGUUUCAGCUGAGAAACCCGAGCUCCCCUCCUUGCAUCAGGAGCUGGAUCCCUUGGUUUGGAGCWGCGUUUCAGUUCGGGAAAGCUCCUCUGGAGUUUAUAGAGCAAGCCAGAAAAAAGCAUGGACCUGUGUUCACAAUAUUCGCUCUGGGAAAACGCUUCACUUUUGUGACUGAGGAAGAAGGAAUUGAAGCAUUUUUUAAAUCCGAAGACUUAAAUUUUGAGCAGGCAGUACAACAAGCUGUCAAGAAUGCAGUUUCUGUCUCUGCAGAAGCAUUUUAUCAGAACCAUGGUAACCUCUACAGCAUGAUGAAGGGGAAAAUGAGUCCCUCUAAUCUGCACAUGUUCUCRGGCACUUUGUGUAAGGAGCUCCACGAGCACAUGGCUCACUUGGGCACGGAGGGCACAGGUGACCUCAAUGAYCUGGUAAGGCAUGUCAUGUAUCCAGCAGUGGUGAACACUUUGUUUGGGAAAGGCAUCUGCCCAACCAGUCAGGGUGAAAUCAAGGAGUUUGAAGAGCAUUUUCAGAAAUACGAUGAGGACUUCGAAUACGCUUCUCAGAUGCCCGAGUGCUUCCUGAGGAACUGGUCUAAAUCCAAAAAAUGGCUUCUAAAAUUAUUUGAGAAAGUAGUGUUGGAUGCUGAAAGAACCAAYCCUUCAGAGACUGCAUCCAAGACACUUCUACAACAUCUCCUGGAUAACUUGCAAGGAAAACAUCUAGCUCCCAAUUAUGGUCUCCUGAUGCUCUGGGCUGCCCAAGCAAAUGCUGUGCCUGUUGCAUUUUGGACCCUUGCUUUCAUACUCUCUAAUCCUGCCAUUUACAAGAAAGUCAUGGAAGACCUGGCUUCUGUUUUUGGAAAAGCAGGUAAAGAUCAACUGGAAGUGUCUGAGGAGGACCUGAAGAAGAUCCCUUUUAUUAAAUGGUGCACUUUGGAAGCCAUACGGCUGAGGUCUCCGGGUGCAAUCACCAAGAAAGUCAUAAAUCCAAUUAGAAUUAAGAAUUUCACCAUCCCUGCAGGUGACAUGCUGAUGUUGUCGCCGUAYUGGGUGCAUCGAAAUCCAAAAUAUUUUCCUGACCCAGAAAUGUUUAAACCUGAUCGUUGGAAAGAGGCAAAUUUAGAGAAGAAUGCUUUCUUGGACAGCUUUGUGGCAUUCGGAGGAGGGAAGCAUCAGUGUCCAGGAAGAUGGUUUGCCAUCAUGGAGAUCCAGCUGUUYGUUGUGCUGUUCCUGUACAAGUAUGAAUUUGUGCUGUUGGACGCAGUACCAAAGGAGAGCCCUUUACAUUUGGUGGGGACGCAGCAGCCCAUGGAACCAUUCCGGGUCCGGUAYAAAUGCCGGGAAUAAAAGUUGUGCAGCACUGACCUUUCUUUGCCAGCCCACGCUGCAUGGAUGGACCACUGAUCUGCUUCCCAAUCCCAGGUUCUCUGCCUGAAGAGUUCUUGAUUUCAUCUUUCAAUGCUGUACAUUGUGCUGUGCCAAACCAGUGCAGUUGUACCUGUGCUCCCAUCCUGGUUGCCCAACCCCCAGUGCUUCAAUCCAAGCUCUCCUGCUGCAUUCACAAUUUGUGGGUCAGUUAUCCACAGACUUUGCAAAUCUCAUAUACUAAACUCACCAACCAAAUAUUCAGGACAAAAAGCUGCAGUGUCUGAAAGUCCUAUGUGGAAGCUGUGCCAGAACCAGUGGAAAAGCAGCUCCCUUGGGCCAGGUCACUGCUUCCUGCAGGGCACUUCAAACCAAGGCCAAAGUGGUGCCUCAUGCUGAGAAAUCACAUAAAUAACAAYGUACAGCUCCCUGGUGCUGGUGUGCACAAAAUCCAGGGCAGUCUGAGCAGAGASCUCUGGAUCAGCUCCACAGCCUGAUAAACUAUGGUGACUUGGGUGUCCCUGCCUGUGUGGGCAGGUGAAGGUCUGGCCUGCUCUGCCUACAACCAGUGCCAACUUCUUGCAAAUAAAAUGCAUUUGUAACAGGAAAAUUGCAAGCGUUUGGAAUCUUGUUCCACUGAAGCACCUAAAAUUGCUGCUGARCUUUAUUUUGCUCCACAGGAUUCAGAAUUGGUCCUUGCAUGAAUUUGUAAUGGGAGUUUGACUGUGAUGUUUGGCUUCCAAUAAAAAGUGAUCACAAGGAAAGCUGUUGCUGCUCAUGAGACUGGUUGUCAAAUAUCUAGAACACUUUUGCUUUCCCUGCCACAUAACUUAGAACAAAUUGCACUAAUCUAAGAAUAUUUAAUCCUAUAACGAAUACCUAGUAAAAGCUGUUUGAAGAAGCUGUCAAGUAARUUCAGAUACCAACACUUUAACUUCUGUCAGAUUUCAUAUACARUAAUAGCUAGCAUGUAUUUUUAGUCUCAAAAGUAAAGAUUAUUCAUCAUUUUAAAAGUAUUUGCAAAAAAAAACCCUCACACAAAUAGACUUUCAACAACAGUACAAACUAUGGGAAUAACAUGCAUAGGAAAAUAACACAUUUUAUAAUUCACUACAUGGUUGGCUUACCUUCGUGAUGGAUAGAACAACUUCAGUGAUUUAWAUGGCUGGAAAGUGAUUCAUCCAACUUUUAAUUUAGCUCAUAACGGUUAACUGUGUAAGAGUUGCAAUCUUAACUGCUGUUUCAGUGUCUCUUCCAUAAGUGAAAGCCAUUCCUUUAGAUUUCAUGCAUGAUAUUACCUCAAAGUGUAUAUUUUAAUUUUAAAAUUUGGAAAUGACCAUAAUAUUUGUAAGGCCAGGCUGGAUGAGCCUUUGAGCAUCCUGAUCUAGUGGAAGGUGUCCCUGCCACGGCAAYCUGGAUUGGAGGAUUGGAACUGGGUGAUCUUUAAGGUGCCUUUCAACAAAAAUCUAUUCUAUGGUUGUAUGAUGAUUUUUAUAAAUAUUUUGCACUUACAGACCUCUGAUCUGCCAGAAAAAAAGAGCAGGAUGAGGCCACUGGUGCUGUUUAUCUGAGUGCUGAGUGUUUCUGUCUGAGCCAGCCAAUGGAACCAUYAGUGCACAGACAUUUUACACGUUUGUGGAUGUGUCUGCAGCUUCACCUCUGUGGGGCUACUGAAUUUAUCAACUCCUGAUCAGUUGAGAAUCAGCCAUGAAAAUAUUUGUCCUGAAAGGCAGGACAUAUUUUCAUUGGAAGUGCAGGCUUUUGGCAUACAGGAAAGAAAUACCUGUUCAUGGCAGAGAGAUACCAAACAAGCAGGUGAAGAAAUGUGGGCCUGAGUGUGGGAUUCUAUCACUGCCCUGUGGUGGAUGACAGCUCCAGGCACUUGCUGUACUUUYCUAGGUGGAAAAAAACAAGGGAGGGGGAUUAGUAAAGCAAUGUGGUAGUCAAGUGAUAGAGCUAAAUGGGGUCUYCCACCUGGAAAUAUCCCAGAAGCUUCUGGGGGAGUGAAAGACUUUCCCAUGGGACAGGGUUAAAUGGGCCUUAAAAGGUCAUCGUGAUAGCCUGURCAGGAGUGGAUUAAGAGUAUCUAAAUUAUUCCUCUUCAAGUGCUUGUCCAAUCUGCUUUUAAAUACAGCAGUGCCAAAUUUCCAUGGGGGAUCUGUCCUCUUACCUGACUCUCCCUGCUGUUAGAAAGCUGUCCUACAUAUGAGUAGCAGGAGUGAGAGUAAGGUUUGAUCUGUGCCAUAACCAC